This is a messenger RNA of Synchiropus splendidus (mandarinfish), 2213 nucleotides long. RefSeq names its product solute carrier family 25 member 25a (gene slc25a25a). The coding region runs from base 90 to 1502 and encodes 470 amino acids. The transcript has 10 exons. Gene Ontology annotation, molecular function: ATP transmembrane transporter activity; calcium ion binding. Gene Ontology annotation, cellular component: mitochondrial inner membrane. Gene Ontology annotation, biological process: transmembrane transport. Lineage: Eukaryota; Metazoa; Chordata; Actinopteri; Syngnathiformes; Callionymidae. The record is from RefSeq and is a predicted model, not a curated record.
GCGUUUCCUUACCGGCAUUCCAGCGUCUGCCCGCGCAGGCUCCGAACCUCCCGCAGUAUUUAUUUAUUUAUUCUAGUUUCUUUGAAAUCAUGCUCGGUCUGUGCCUUUACGUGCCGGUGUCCAACUCGGACCCGGUCGAAGUGGAGUAUUUCGAGUCGAACGGACUUCCAACGGAGCUCAAGUCUCUCUUCAAUCAGCUCAGCGUGUUCCUGCCGUCCGAGGAGCUCUCCACCUACCAGCGCUGGAGAAAGAAAACCUUAAAACGAGAGCGGGACUCGCAGGAUAGCCAGCUGGACUUCGAGGAGUUCGUCCACUACCUCCAAGACUACGAGAAAGAUCUGAAACUGGUGGUGAAGAGCCUGGACCGCAGGAAUGCUGGUCGUAUCGACCCGAAGGAGUUCAUGCAGUCGCUGCGAGACCUGGGCGUGCACGUGUCACUGCAGCAUGCGGAGAAUAUCCUGAAAAGCAUGGACAAGAACGGGCUGAUCACCAUCAAGAGUAAGGAGUGGGGCGAGUAUCCCACGGUGGAGAAGGCAGAGAACAUUCCAGAGAUCAUCCUCUACUGGAAACACUCCACGAUAUUUGAUGUGGGUGAGAACCUGAUGGUGCCGGAUGACUUCACCAUCGAGGAGAAACAGACAGGAAUGUGGUGGCGACACCUGGUGGCUGGUGGAGGUGCCGGCGCGGUUUCCAGAACCUGCACUGCCCCACUGGACCGACUCAAAGUCAUGAUGCAGGUUUAUGGUUCCAGAACCAACAACAUGUGCAUCAUGAGUGGCAUGAUGCAGAUGAUCAAAGAGGGUGGGAUGAAGUCGCUGUGGCGAGGAAAUGGCGUCAACGUCAUCAAGAUCGCGCCCGAGUCAGCACUGAAGUUCAUGGCCUACGAGCAGAUCAAGCGAUUGAUCAGCAAUGAGAAGGAGACGCUGAGCAUCACGGAGCGCUUUGUUGCCGGCUCUCUGGCGGGCGUCAUCGCCCAGAGCACCAUCUACCCCAUGGAGGUGCUGAAAACCCGACUGGCUCUGAGGAAGACGGGUCAGUACUCUGGGAUCUCUGACUGUGCCAAGCAGAUCUUCAGGAGAGAAGGGCUUGCUGCCUUCUACAAAGGCUACGUGCCGAACAUGCUGGGCAUCAUCCCGUAUGCCGGCAUCGACCUGGCCGUGUACGAGACUCUGAAGAACCACUACCUGCAGCAGUACAGCACCAAUAGCAGUGACCCUGGUGUGGUCGUCCUGCUGGCCUGCGGCACCGUCUCCAGCACCUGUGGCCAGCUGGCCAGUUACCCGCUCGCUCUGGUCCGCACACGCAUGCAGGCUCAAGCUGCAACGGAGGGCAGCCAGCCCUCGAGCAUGAGUGCCCUCUUCAGGCAGAUCGUGCAGAACGAGGGCCCCACGGGGCUCUACAGGGGACUGGCUCCCAACUUCUUGAAGGUCAUCCCUGCAGUCAGCAUCAGCUAUGUGGUGUACGAACAUCUGAAGACACACCUGGGAGUGACGUCACGCUGAUCACCCUCAAACACGCCGGAGAAUCUUGUGGUGGGGGUCAGACCCCCCCCCCCCCCAAGGUUCAUUCUCUUCAUUCUGUGAAUGUUGAAUGAGGAUCUGGACUCUGUGAGCUCGGCUCUGCUGCUAAUUCUGUUUUUAAAAACUGGGGGGGACAGAGGCUUGAUCAGGACCAAAUGUUUGCUUCAGGACAUGUCUUUGUCCCUGUGGGUGUCACAGCGUCUCCCGCUGGUGACUUUCUGCCGGUCCACACAAAGAUUGUUCCUCAGCGAGGACGUUUUUUUUGCACAUGUGAGUUUGCUCUCUGCUCCCACACCCUGAGUGAGUGAAGAGUAUUUAUUCUGUCCGCUAUUUAUUCAUUUUAGAGAUCUGAUGCGCCAAUUGUGCGUUUUUGGUUUUUUUGUCGGAGCGUUCAGGAAGCAGCCUUAACAUGUGGUUCCCAAACACUAGCUCAAGUCGUGCGCCGGCAUGUCUCACACUCACCGGCUCCUGUUUACCCAACUUUCUGUCGCUGAAGGAUUUUUUUUUUUUUUUCAUUUGAAUAGAAGUUGAAUGUCAAACCUCAGGCGAGCUCACCUGAGUUGGGAAAAGAUGAUGCACUUUAAUUGCUGCUGCUGUUGAAAUAAUCCAGGGAAGAUGAUUGUCAGGACUUUUUAGUGUUUUAAUGGACCAUAUCAUGCAAAUAAAUGCAAUUUCUACCUGCUGACUGGUCUG